Molecule: messenger RNA, 1503 nt
Organism: Phacochoerus africanus (Common warthog)
Lineage: Eukaryota; Metazoa; Chordata; Mammalia; Artiodactyla; Suidae
Gene: HTR1A
Product: 5-hydroxytryptamine receptor 1A
Exons: 1
Coding region: 225-1493 (422 amino acids)
Biological process (GO): adenylate cyclase-activating adrenergic receptor signaling pathway; regulation of behavior; regulation of hormone secretion
Cellular component (GO): plasma membrane
Molecular function (GO): G protein-coupled serotonin receptor activity
Source: RefSeq, a predicted model, not a curated record
CAGCUGGAGUCUUUGAGCGCGCUGGACUACAAGAGCCCAGGAAGCGCCUAGAAGAUAGCAGCUCCUCGGAGAUGCCUUCGCCUGAGCAGUAAGAACUUCCUGCUUGAGUCCCCAGUACCCUUCCCCGUGAAACUCCCAGGGAAAGAGGGGUGGAAGACCCCCGGGGGGGGGGGAUCCUGGCGCAGCCCUUUCUCCCCUCCCCCUCCCCCGCUGGGAGCGCAGGCAUGGAUGUGCUUAGCCCUGAUCAGGGCAACAACACCACGUCGUCCCAGAGUCCCUUCGGGGCACGCGGCAACGCUACUGGCAGCUCCGACGUGACCUUCAGCUACCAAGUGAUCACCUCUUUGCUGCUGGGCACACUUAUCUUCUGCGCAGUGCUGGGCAAUGCGUGCGUGGUGGCUGCCAUCGCCCUGGAGCGCUCCCUGCAGAACGUGGCGAACUAUCUUAUAGGCUCGCUGGCCGUCACCGACCUCAUGGUGUCAGUGCUGGUGCUGCCCAUGGCCGCGUUGUAUCAGGUGCUCAACAAGUGGACUCUGGGACAGGUCACCUGUGACCUGUUCAUCGCCCUCGACGUGCUGUGCUGCACCUCGUCCAUCCUGCACCUGUGCGCCAUCGCGCUGGACAGGUACUGGGCCAUCACAGACCCCAUUGACUACGUGAACAAGAGGACGCCCCGGCGCGCCGCUGCGCUCAUUUCGCUCACUUGGCUCAUUGGUUUCCUCAUCUCCAUCCCGCCCAUGCUGGGCUGGCGCACCCCAGAAGACCGCUCAGACCCUGAUGCAUGCACCAUCAGCAAGGACCACGGCUACACUAUUUACUCCACCUUCGGCGCUUUCUACAUCCCGCUGCUGCUCAUGUUGGUUCUCUACGGGCGCAUCUUCAGAGCAGCGCGAUUCCGAAUCCGCAAGACUGUCAAAAAGGUGGAGAAAAAGAGAGGCAACAAUCCCCUUGGGGCGUCGCCUGCCCCGCAGCCCCCAAAAAGCGUAAAUGGUGAGCCAGGUAGCAGAGACUGGAAGCAAAGCAUGGAGAACAAGGCAGCAGCGGCUCCGUGCGCCAACGGCGCGGUGAGGCAGGGCGAAGAAGGUGCCGCCCUGGAGGUGAUCGAAGUGCACCGAAUGGGCAACUCCAAAGAGCACUUGCCGCUGCCCAACGAGGCCAGUGCUGUCUCCUGCGUCCCCACCUCCUUCAAGAAGAAAAAUGAGCGCAACGCUGAAGCCAAGCGCAAAAUGGCCUUGGCCCGAGAGAGGAAGACUGUGAAGACGCUGGGCAUCAUCAUGGGCACCUUCAUCCUCUGUUGGUUGCCCUUCUUCAUUGUGGCCCUGGUCCUGCCUUUCUGCGAGAGCAGCUGCCACAUGCCCACCCUGUUGGGCGCCAUAAUCAAUUGGCUGGGCUACUCCAACUCUCUGCUCAACCCUGUUAUUUACGCCUAUUUUAACAAAGACUUCCAAAACGCUUUUAAGAAGAUUAUCAAGUGCAAGUUCUGCCGCCGAUGAUGAUGGAAGA